AUGAGUGCUGAUGCCGACCGGAGUCCGACGGAUCCAUUCUUGAACCCUCGAAGAAGUACAGGGGCGAGCCGCUCACGGGCUGACAAUGAUGGCGCCAUGGUAGUGGAGGUUGUGCACGACGGCCAGACAACCCCGUCCUCUUCCGCCGCACCUGCUGCACCGUUCGCUACUCGUGGUCGCCCUUCCGCGACCGUCGCUAGGGGAGAAAGUCCGAAGGAAUCUAUGGCGCAUCUAGCUAGCAAUGCAGCGACAUCUACAAGUGCUGCUGCAAUGAUGCCCCAUUCCCGCAAGCGAGAGCGACCGGCAGUCGCAUUGGCGUCCGCAGGCUCCCCCACCUCGACAACGGCGGCGCCCCCACUCGUGCAGAAGCGACGAAUAGCUCGCCAGCAGAAGAGCGGCGCAACACCAUCAUUGUCUCGUCGGGCAGGCAGUGCCGCUCGUACGAUCGUGGAUCGUGGUCAACACUCUGCUAAGGAUAGGUGUGAUGAGGAUGCCCUUGCUGAAGGUGCAGGCGGUGAGUGUGGCAGCGACCACGCAGAGGGCUACGCGUCCGACGACGAUGAAGAGGGGGACGCCGAGGAAAGAGCACUCGUUUCUGCGUCCAUCGCUUUGAUGGCGGGCCAAGGAGCGCUUACUGCCCCCUCGGCUGCCUCUGCUACGCCUCACUCGUGGCUUGUCACAGAUGCGUUUCACGUGUGUCUUUGGUAUGUGCUGCGCUACGCCGGACGCGCGUUGAGCGUGGAGGAUCUCUGGGCGUGUCGAGCCCUCCUCUCCUUGACUGCAGUCGACGCCACUGAAGAGGAAGAUGGCGGAGAGCGUGCGACCGCGCCGUUUGCUGCGGAGCAAGCACGAAGCGCAAACAUGCGUUUCGACGACUGGGCUUGGAGUGGCAGCGAGGAAUCGGAGUUGCUACUUAGGCUUCUCCUGCGCCAUGCGCACAGCUUCACCGCACGCCACCUCGAGCUCCGCUACGGGGACUGGCUGCACGUGCAGCUUGCCCUGAACGCGCUGACACAACGGCGCUUUCUCUGGUGGGCCACGAAACAGGCCUCGCUCGACUCUGCUGGUGGUGGUGCUGAGGCGGUGUGCCUGCACGGCGCUGAGGAGGACGCAGCCACAGACUUGACGGAGACCCCCUUGAUACCGGCCGACGAGCUCGCCUGCACGGAGAUGGCGCCAUCACCGCUGGUGGAGCACUACGACGGGGCACGAGUGGCGCGACUUCUUCUGAGUUGUUGCGACGAAGAUUGGCCGCAGCAUCGUCACGCCACUGCCGUCAGCAAGUCGGCGUCGACGUUUAGCAGCGUGGAGACGGUCAUUCGUGUGGCACAGGCGGUGCGCGCUACGGAGCUGCGGACGUUUCUGACGACGCUGCGUCACUGCAGCAAAGCACGGGCCCUGAUGGAUGAACGCGCUCGAGGGGGUGAUGGUUGCAUCACUACCCGUGCUAUCGCCCCCACCACGACAUCCACCCUCGGAACUUCAGGAAACGUUUUGUGCAAGGAUGGCAGUGUUGGCGGGGGGAUCAUGGCGGAACCAACGCCUGUGCUGCGUCCCAAGAGCGGCGACUGGACGGACGACGUCGCAUGUGUGCGGCCAGGGCAGAUUAGCCAUAACAGUCUAUACGACGUGAUACCGGGACGUAAGCGAGAUAUGAUUCGCUACCUUGCUGAGCGGCGGUACUCUGUGUGGGUUCCAUCAAGCACCGUCAACAGCUCACCAGCAGCAUCGGCGACUACUGAUGCUGCCACCACGGAUACAAUGAUGCCUUCUCACGGCCCGCCUCCUACAGAACCGCAUGCUCUCUCCUCUGUGCCGUUGACCACCAGGCCUUCCCCUCGAGGUGCAGUUCGUUGUACCAGUGUCUUUGCGAGUGCCCCUGAUAGGUCUCCAUUUCGUCGAUGUUUCCCGACUGUGAGUCUGGAGGCGGACGCGGUGGCGCAAUGCUGGGAUCGUAUUAUCGGUUCCGUCUAUGUGCCCCACUCAGGGCUAAGACAGCACCUGACGUGGAUUACGGAGCUAUUCCACGUAUUGACCUCCAACAACGGUGCCGGAAUGGUGAGUGGACAAGGCGCGAAAGCAGUGGCAGCCACAAUGACGGUGGCUACUCCGCCAACACUGCUGAUGGUGCGGCCGCAGCUUCUGCUCCUGCUACAGACUCUCGGUGCCGCUCGCCACCAGGCGCGGCCGAGCUUGACCGAGCCGUCACCAUCUACCGCGGCGCACCCGGACCCGAAGGCCUUCAAGGAGAGCGUUCCGCAUGCUCUUCUGCCCCAGUGGUGCUCACCACCACCGGUAGUAAAGGCGACAAAGGUAGCGUUGCCACGUGUAUGCGGACAGCUGCACAGAGACAUCUCCUCUAAUGGGAGAGCAGCCAACAAGACGGAGAGUCAACCUCGCCCUGAUGCUUCAGCCAAGCUGAAUGACAGUCAUUCAAGUUUGAUGGAUACGAUUGUGCACACAUCCCGCUCAUUUCAGGACUUUGGCGCUGCCGAGGAUGGCACGGUUACCCAGGUGUGGCCGACUCCACCGCAUGUGUGUCUCUUCUCCAGCCCUGUCACCUUGCAGGAAUACCGCCGGGCCCUUUCCACUCAGCGCGAGCUGUACUGCGUGACUGAGGGCGCCGUGACCGUAGCGCAGCGCCAUCGCGGAAAGAGCAGCACCUUCGUGUCGCACAUGUAUGACACUGUCAUGGCCGCCGUGCGUGCGGGUGUGGCGGCGGUGAAGCAGCAUCCACACCAUGCGCGCACCGCCGCCUCCGCCUCUUUGGCCUCUGUUAAGGCGACGCACUUGGGUUCCAUGCACCCACCUGUUCCUCCCGUCGUCUCCGAAGCAGCGCCGUUGUCAAAGCACUUUACGCAAUCGGUGACUGCAUCGCUGGAGUCACUAGUUUAUCAGCAAGGGUGCCACGCCGAGCAUCUUCUCAUUUUUACGCCGCUUUACCGCUGGUUCGCCUGCCUGGAGCUUUUGUUUCCACUACUGCAGAGCGCGCGACGGUACGACGACGCCAAUGCCUGCUUGCACCACCUUCUCUAUGAGCCAAUCUUUGUGCUGCAUCACAUGCCGGUGAGCAGCGCUCGCUGUCCCAUCUCCCCAGUCACGUAUGCGUUUCGUUACAAACCGCACAAGCGCGGGAAGUGGCUGGCGCGGCUGGCCCAGAACCUGUCUCAUCAAAAACGUUACGCGGAGGCGUUCGCAGUGCUGGAGGAGGCUCAGGCGGGGUAUCGUGAGUUGGCGAGCCACACGGCGGACGACGCGCGCUCGGUGACGAAUGACAAGUGGUUGCCGUGUGAUGUCAUGUCCAACUCUACAGCAGCUGCGCUCUGCGACGUGCUUGCAGGCAAUCAUUCUCCGGCCAGCGAGUCUGCGUUGCCGCUAAAGGUGCAGCGGCGCGGUCGCAUGCUUCGUGUACUCUGGCCUGCUGCUGCUUCUGCGAAGUUCGCCACUGGUGAUAACAACGCUUCUCCGCCUGCAGCAGAGGGACUGUCGCCUGACUCGCUCGCGUUGCUUCACGCAGCGUGGGAGUACGUGCGGGACCGGUACUACCGCCGCCAGGAUCGGCUCACACUGGAAAGGCUGCUGGCAAUGACGCACCGCAAAGUGCGUCAGUGGACUCCGCUAGCAGCGCAUCUGGAGUUUGCAACGCGUCGUUUCGUGGACGUGGCGAUGCGCCGCAUUGGCGGCGUGCGAGAUAAGCUGGAUCGCAUGCUUUGGCGCGAACCUAGCGGUCAAGCACCUGGAUGCCCAAGCGCAUCAGCAGGCGGAGUCGCGGAAGCAGCAAAGCCUACGACGCCGAGUGGUGUGCUCCACCCACAGCGUCGCCCUGCAUUGCCUGUUGAGCUGCUCGUUCUUCAGCACUAUCUGAGUCGAUGGAACGGCACCUCGAGGACGACGGCCGCGGACUCAAAUCCUGCCGCUGAUCCGCAGCAUCGGCGGCGCAAAGGCACGCUGACGACCAACUCCGCUAACGAACAAACCGAAGGGAGGGACAACGCCGGUGGCGCGAAGCUGACCUCUCUGUGGUGUGGCGUGCACUGCGAGGGUCAGUGGAUUGCUUGUCUUGCUCGAGCUCUCUUGUGGGACUGCUACUGGGCAUUUCCUUUUGUCUCUUCCCCGCUCGACAGCUUCCCAGUCAGUGCACGCGACCACGAGUCCGACCAGCCGCUGCCACCGACCUCUCCGACCCACGAGGUGCUCUGGCUCUCUGCGUUUCAGGACGGCCCACUCGAUUUGACCACGCCUAUUCAGUUUCUAUGGCGCCGACGCGCCUUGAUCGAGGCACGCCUGGCGCAGCUGGAACGCUGCACGAGGGAGGAACUGAUAGCAUACGUCGGUGCCCGCAUCAAGGUGGAAGGAAACACCGACGACAAGGCAUUGCCGAGCAAGCUCAAGACGCAAGGGCGAGACGCAGGGGUCGAAGCACCGCGUAAGGAGGCGCACGGAGUUCAGCGUGCGGAUGAGGACAAGGGCUACAGCAGGGACGAGGAGCAAGCACGCCGUCGACGCAGUCGAGAUGAGUACGGCUGUGGCCCACAUUCCCACAGCUACACCGCAAAGGUGGAGGAGGAAUUCCGCGGGAGCAAUGGAGAAGACUCGGUGCAGAUUGCGCCUUCCCUGCCAGCAACGCCACUGCUGUCCACUGGGUCCGAGACGUCGUUGCUUGUGCUUGGGCGGGUGGAGCAGGAGAGGAACGCAGAGGCGCAAAGAGUAGAGUCGGUUAAGGACAGCGCUGACGCAUCACUCUCCCCCCGCGCCCCAACGCUUGCUGUGCCAGAGGCAUGGAAGGUGCCAGUGAGGCCGCUGCCGCUGCUCGACAUUCUACGUGCCAUCCCCCUCAAGCCUCUUUGGCGGCUCUUGCGGUGUCUUUACCUCAGUCCAGUCACGGAAGGGGUGCCACUGGCGUUUUCUGGCUUCCCAGACUUGGUCUUUUGGCUCACUGGCGGCAGCGGCGGUAGCGAGUGCGGUAAUGCGGCUGUUCAGCCCUCAGUGGGGAGUGACUCUGCCGCACUGCGCACCUCUUUCUGCUUGAUGGAGGUAAAGGGCCCCAGCGAUUUCUUGAGCACGAAGCAGAUUGCCGUGAACGAUCUGUUGCAUCGCUGUGGCUUUGAGGUCUGCGUCGUGCGCGUGGAUGAGGUGUACGACGAUGGGCAGCGCGUCAGCACCAAACGCAUCCGCUAG
Messenger RNA from Leishmania major strain Friedlin, 5178 nucleotides. RefSeq lists its product as hypothetical. The transcript has a single exon. The record is from RefSeq and is a predicted model, not a curated record. Bases 1 to 5178 code for a protein of 1725 amino acids. Lineage: Eukaryota; Euglenozoa; Kinetoplastea; Trypanosomatida; Trypanosomatidae. Gene Ontology annotation, biological process: interstrand cross-link repair. Gene Ontology annotation, cellular component: nucleus. Gene Ontology annotation, molecular function: flap-structured DNA binding; 5'-3' exonuclease activity; 5'-flap endonuclease activity.